AUCUUACCUCCCCCUACACCUAGUUCAUGUCAACUAGCAAUAUGGAUAAAGCUCUAGGCAGCGCCGCGCGCCUCUCGCUCACCAGCACGCGCCGCCUGCCAUCAGGCCACGCGAUCCCGCUGCUCGGCUUUGGCGUGUACCAGGCGCGCGGGGACGAGUGCCGCGCCGGUGUGCAGGAGGCACUCAAGGCAGGCUACCGGCACAUCGACUCGGCGCAGGCGUACAAGAACGAGCACCACGUCGGCGCUGCCCUCGCGGCGUCCGGCGUGCCCCGCGCCCAAGUCUUCCUCACGACAAAGUUCAUGCCGGGGCAUUCCGUGCCGACCGAGGACGAAGUCUACGCGCAGCUCCUCCGCUCCGGCCCGCGCCUCAACCGCGGGCUCGACGGCGCAGGCGGCACCUCGGGCGCCGGGGCAGACGGCUACGUCGACCUGAUGCUCAUCCACGCGCCGCGGCCAAACGAGCCGGCGCGCGCGGUCCACUGGGCUGCGCUGGCGCGCGCCCAGGCCGAGGGGUGGGUGCGCGAUAUCGGCGUGUCAAACUUUGGCGUCGCGCACCUCCGCGCCCUGCCGGCCCCGACGCCGGCGAUCAACCAGAUCGAGCUCCACCCGUGGUGCCAGCAGCGCGACAUUGUCGCGUAUUGUGAGCAGCACGACAUCGCGGUGCAGGCGUACUGCCCCAUCGUGCGCGCCGACCCCAAGCGGCUCGAGGACCCGGUGCUGGUCGGCAUCUCGAAGAAGCACGGCAAAGGCGCAACGCACGUCCUCCUCCGCUGGAGCUUGCAGAAGGGAUACAUCCCCCUGCCGAAGAGCGUGACCCCGUCGCGGAUCAGGUCCAACACCGAGCUGUACGACUUUGAGCUCGACGCCGAGGACAUGGCCAAGCUCGACGCGCUGGACGAGGGCGCGGCGGGGGCGUGCUCCUGGAACCCGGUCAACACGCCGUGAGGCGCGGAGAGAGCCAGUGUGCGCGAGCGCGGUGAGCGAGUAGUGCCGGCGCCCCACAGUAUCCUAUCUACGGCCCAUGUACCAUGUCCGACCUCACUGCCCAGUGUCUAU
This is a messenger RNA of Vanrija pseudolonga, 1058 nucleotides long. RefSeq names its product putative oxidoreductasec. Gene Ontology annotation, molecular function: oxidoreductase activity. The transcript is spliced from 4 exons. The record is from RefSeq and is a predicted model, not a curated record. Bases 27 to 947 code for a protein of 306 amino acids. NCBI's taxonomy places the organism in Eukaryota, Fungi, Basidiomycota, Tremellomycetes, Trichosporonales, Trichosporonaceae.